AUGGAUGAUGAAGACGGCCGGUGCCUGCUAGAUGUAAUCUGCGAUCCUCAGGCCUUGAACGACUUCCUCCAUGGAUCUGAAAAGAUUGACAGCGAUGAUCUCCUGGACAACACCGGAGAUGCAGCCAGCUCCUUCUUUGAAGGUGCUGGGCUCCACGUCCAGGAGUCCUCUGGGAACCACCUAAGCACGGAGCAGAACCAGCCGGCGGCCAGCGUGGACCUGGACUUCUUAGAAGAUGACAUCUUGGGCUCCCCGUCCAGCACCGGGGCCAACCUGCCCAACUCGGACCAACCCUGCGACAUCCUCCAGCAGAGCCUCCAAGAGGCCAACAUCACCGAGCAGACCCUGGAAGCAGAAGCUGAGCUGGACCUGGGCUCCUUCCAGCUUCCCACCCUCCAACCAGUGGUGCAGGCAGCAGCUGAUGGAACCCCCCAGAUCUUCUCUGGUGGGGCUGACCUCAUUGGGCUGCAGCAACCCACCGUCCUGACCCACCAAGCCCUGGUGCAGCAGUCAGUAGGAGCUGAUGUGGUCAACAAGGCCAUCAGCGUCCAGCCCUUCCUCCAGCAGGUCGGGUUGGGGAACGUCACCAUCCAGCCCAUCUCCAACCUCCAAGGUCUGCCCAACGGGAGCCCCAGCGGCGCGUUGGGCAUCGGGCCCAUCCAGGUGGUGGGGCAGCAGGUGAUGGCCAUCAACCAGUCAGCGCAGCAGAUCAUUGCCAAGCAGGUCCAACCGUCCCAGGUGGCCACCAUGCCCGUUGGGAGCUACAUCACCCAACCAGCGCCCGAGCAGCAGCAGGUCACCCUGGCCUCAACAGGGGUCUCUCCACAAGGUGCUGGUCUCGUCAUCCAGAAGAACCUGCCCACGGUGGCCACCACGACGCUAAAUGGGAAUUCCAUCCCUUUGGUGCAAGCCCAGAACGUCAUCAUCCAUCGGACGCCGACCCCGAUCCAACCCAAACCUGCUGGUGUCCUCCAGCAGAAGCUCUACCAGAUCACCCCCAAGCCCUUUGGUUCCAACAACACCACUUUGACCAUCCAGAACGAAGCUGCCCUCCAGCAGCAGAAGGCCCAGCAGAACCUCACCUUCAUGGCCAGCAAACCCGGGCAGAACGUGGUGCUCUCGGGCUUCCCCCAGGGCCUUCCAGCCAACGUCUUCAAGCAGCCCCCACCCCAACAACAACUCCCGCAGCAGCUCUCGGCUCUUCAGGCCAACAUGGGGGGCCAGAUCUUGACCACGUCCCACCCGGGUGGCCAAGCCCACAUCAUCACCAGCCAAGGGCCCGGUGGGCAGCUCUUGACCAACCAAGCGUUGCCGGCGCAGCUCCUCACCAACCAGAACAUCACGAGCCAGCUGAACCUGGGCCAGGUCCUGACGUCGCAGAGCGCCCACGGCACCGCUCACAUCCUCUCGGCUCCCAUCCAGCUCCAGGCUGGCCAGGUGGGACAACCAGCGCUCUUCCAGAUGCCCGUCUCCUUGGCGGGCAGCUUGAGCACCCAAAGCCAACCCGUGAUCCAAGGGGUGACGUUGCCCAACCAAGUGGCCAUGCUCAACGCCCCCGAGAGCAUGGGGCAAGCGGUGAGCAUCCAACCUUCUGCUGCCACCACCAGCCAAAGCCCCGGCCUUGGCCAAGCACAAGCAAGCACAGGCACCAACCUGCUGGCCAGCACCGAGCCGGCGUCCAUCCUCACCGUCCAGACCUCCCAAGCAGCUCCUCUGCAGCUCAGUGUCCCACCAGCACCUCCAGCCCAACAGCCCGUCACUUCCCAAGCCAGCCCCACUCUGGCUUCCAGCCCGGAGAAGAUCAUCCUGGGCCAAGCAGCUCCUGGAGCUGUCCUCAACCAGGACUCCAUGCAGAUGUUCCUGCAGCAG
Nestor notabilis (Kea) is the source of this 1869-nucleotide messenger RNA. RefSeq names its product glioma tumor suppressor candidate region gene 1 (gene BICRA). The annotation marks the transcript as partial. The record is from RefSeq and is a predicted model, not a curated record. The transcript is spliced from 6 exons. NCBI's taxonomy places the organism in Eukaryota, Metazoa, Chordata, Aves, Psittaciformes, Psittacidae. Gene Ontology annotation, biological process: positive regulation of DNA-templated transcription. Gene Ontology annotation, cellular component: SWI/SNF complex.